AUGAUUGUUGGCUUCAUGCUCAUCAUUUAUGUGUCAAUUCAAAACCAAAAGUUGGAUGAAACCCUCACCAAAAUUUUACAGAUCACUCAAAGGACAGAUCGGUUACUCAACUCCAAUCAAGUUCUUACAUCGGCCAGAAGCCCAACUGCAACUGAUCGUCACCCACCUGCCUCUUAUCCAUCAGUCUUAACUCAAGAACUCAAUUCUCCAAAUUUAGUUUUACAAAAUUUCUAUCGAUCAUCAAACUUAGAUGCUGCUCAAUCUCGGUCUCAUUCAACAAAUCGUGCCCACAGCUCAGCUAGUUUUCCGUUUGUAAAGAAGCAUCCGAAAAGUCACCGUUUUUCCCUCUCGCAUUCACCUAAUGUCUCGAGGAUGUCUCACUACCCAAAAUCAUUUCAACCUGAUCGUUCAUCACAUUCGAAAGACCAAGAGCACAUUGUAGAUAUUCCAGACAACCCAUCAGAGAAUAUCCUCAGAGAUUCGCCUUCAACUCGUGACCGACCAGGCAGUUUACCUGCUGUACCCGAGCGAUCACGCCUUUCAAGUCUUAUCCGACAAAGUCAUCCUCAUAUUAUUCUUGCUCAUGCUUCCGACCCGGUAUUGUCGACUCGGCCUUAA
Messenger RNA from Melampsora larici-populina 98AG31, 618 nucleotides. RefSeq lists its product as uncharacterized. The transcript has a single exon. The record is from RefSeq and is a predicted model, not a curated record. NCBI's taxonomy places the organism in Eukaryota, Fungi, Basidiomycota, Pucciniomycetes, Pucciniales, Melampsoraceae. The coding region runs from base 1 to 618 and encodes 205 amino acids.